Molecule: messenger RNA, 1461 nt
Organism: Rotaria sordida
Lineage: Eukaryota; Metazoa; Rotifera; Eurotatoria; Philodinida; Philodinidae
Source: the annotation of a GenBank genome assembly
AUGACAAUUGAUCCAAAUACAAUAUCGGUGGCAACUACUCCAUUUGCACUUAUCGACGAGCAAAGUGCUAUUAAAACUGAAAAAGAAAUUUUAUUUUCAAUGCAUACUGUUUUUCGUGUCGACGAAAUCAAACAAUCAAUUAGCAAUAGUCGUCUUUGGGAAGUUCAAUUGAGUCUUACCGGCGACAAUGAUCCACAAUUGACUGCUCUUACUAAUCGCAUACGAGAGGAAGUCGACGGCACUGGAUGGUAUCGAAUGGGUAAGCUAAUGCUUCAGGUGGGUCACUUCAAUCAAGCUGAAGAACUCUACAAUGGAUUACUGAAGACCACUCCCAAUGACAAUGAUAGAGCAAAUAUCUAUCAUAUGCUGGGAAUGGUGAAAUUACAACAAGGACAAUAUCAAGAAGCAGUUGCAUUUUAUGAAAAAUCACUCGAAAUCAACCGAAAAAUUCUUCCAGAAGAUCAUUCUUCCUUGGCUAAUAUCUGUAACGACAUUGGCCUUGCGUAUAGCAACAUGGGUAACUACUCGACAGCGCUUGAAUUUUACGAAAACGCAAUUAAAAUAAAAGAAAAAUCUCUGUCUCCAAAUGAUCCCGAUUUGGCUCUGUCCUAUAACAACAUCGGCACAGUGUAUAACGACAUGGGUGACUACUCGAAAGCACUUGAAUUUUACGAAAAAGCACAUAAAAUUAAAGAAAAAAAUCUGCCUCCGAAUCAUCCCAAUUCGGCUACUUCCUACAACAACAUCGGUUCAGUGUAUCACGAUAUGGGUGACUACUCGAAAGCACUUGAAUUUUACAAAAAAGCACUUAAAAUUAGAGAAAAAACUCUACCUCUGAAUCAUCCUGAUUUGGCUCAGUCCUACAACAACAUUGGUCUAGUGUAUAAGAACAUGGGUGACCACUCGAAAGCACUUGAAUUUUACGAAAAAGCACUUAAAAUUAGAGAAACAGCUCUACCUCCGAAUCAUCCCUCAUUGGCUAUUUCCUACAACAACAUCGUUUUAGCAGUAUUAGCCUUUGUUGUAUAUGAUAUUCUUGUUGAUUUACAAUUACAUGUUAUUAUUGGGUUAUCUAAAGAUGUAACUGAAGUUAGCACAAGCUUCGAAAUAAAAAAAGAUGAAGAAUUAAUUCAAAAGCAAAUUGAAGAAUAUUCUACGAAACAAAAACUUGAUUCAGCAAAAAAUACCUUAUUAAUCUGGACAAAUAAUUAUAAUAUUAAUUCAUCUACACAAUCUGAUGUUGUUGCUCGUGAUGAUUGUACAUUAUCUUCUAUUCCAACAACAACAAAUACUAUUCCAACAGCAAAUAUUACUACAACAACAAAUACAAUUCCAACAGCAAAUACUUCUACUACAACAAAUAUUAUUACAACAAUAAAUACUACUACAACAACUGAUGCUACUACUACAAUCAAUCCUAUUAAACGUGUGGGCGUGGGUGUGGGUGUGGGGUGUGGAUGA